GCUAGCUAUAUGGUUAUCAAUAUUAUUAACUUUAAUGGGAUGGGGUGGGUCAUGGACAUUUCUCUAUAGUCUCUAACAUGCUCCCACAAUUCAAUAAUUUUCUAUAGUAAUAACAUUAAUAACAAUAUAGAGCAAGUUACCUUGAUAAUAAUAGUAUGGGAGUGUUGGCCAACGUAAAGGAAAAGGUGUUGGAGAAGCUGGCGGCAGCUGCUGUCCCAGCCGAGGCCCUUGACAAGGCCCGUCGCUUGUUAGAAACCACUGUUCGGGAUGCCACGCAGGCUGCUCACGCCAUCUCCAAAGACGCUAUAUUUCGCAUCAAAACUCAUCUUGUUGACAUUUUCCCCUCUUUCUCUCCUGCCCUCACUUCAAAGAUGGUAGACGAGGCAGAGAAGGAAGCAGUAGCAGCUGAAACAAAUAAAGAUGAGAAUAGUAUUACUAUUAGUAGUCAUCCAGAAUCAUAUAACAUACCCACUUCAAGGCUUUGAACCGAGUUUGAGUAUACAUGUAUACUAAUUGUAUAUGCAUAUAAAUUAUGUAUAAUGAAUAUGAUUGAUGAUUUAUAUAUAUAUAUAAAUAUAUAUAGCUC
Messenger RNA from Cannabis sativa, 586 nucleotides. RefSeq lists its product as uncharacterized. The record is from RefSeq and is a predicted model, not a curated record. The transcript is spliced from 2 exons. NCBI's taxonomy places the organism in Eukaryota, Viridiplantae, Streptophyta, Magnoliopsida, Rosales, Cannabaceae. Bases 156 to 485 code for a protein of 109 amino acids.